This is a messenger RNA of Pneumocystis murina B123, 1655 nucleotides long. RefSeq lists its product as hypothetical. Bases 1 to 1638 code for a protein of 545 amino acids. Gene Ontology annotation, cellular component: MICOS complex. Gene Ontology annotation, biological process: cristae formation. The record is from RefSeq and is a predicted model, not a curated record. NCBI's taxonomy places the organism in Eukaryota, Fungi, Ascomycota, Pneumocystomycetes, Pneumocystales, Pneumocystaceae. The transcript is spliced from 3 exons.
AUGUUAGCAUCAAACAGAGUUCUUCGGCUUAUUUAUCCAUUAAUUAUUCCAUAUAAUCAGAAGAGAAAGAUUUCUGGUUUUUGGAGGGAAAAAAAAGAUAUUAAAUUUAUUUCAAAAUGGGUUUUAAGAUCAAUGUUUGGCGGAUUUUUAGGGAUAGCAAUCGGUAUAACAGCGUAUUCUGUAGGGUAUCCUAUGAGUAAAUGUUCAGAAUGGUUUUGCGAACGAAUUCCAUUAAUUCAACGUAUCGUUGUGGCAGUUCAUGAAUAUGGUUUUGAUGAACGCUAUUCUGAUAUCAAAGAAAUAAGGAAAAUGAAAGAUAAUGACGAUAACGAGGAAAGGUUUGCUCCAUAUUUAUCAUGGAAAACAAAUAAACAUCUGGAAGAAGUGGUAAAAACAAAGGAAAUAGAAAAAUCAGAUGAAAGGAAUAAUUCAAAAAAAGAUGAAUGUUGCAAAAAAAAAUCAUCAGAAUCUUUCGAAUUAUUAGAAAAAGAAAAUUCGGAUAGGUCAUCAGAAACAUCUUUAGAGACAUCAGUUUCAAAAUUACCUGAACAGCCUGUUCAUUCAUCAAUGCAAGCUUUAAUGGAUUCUAUUAAAGAAAUCGAGAAAGCAGUUCAUAAUUCAAAUGCUGUUGAUGAAUUUAAAAAGUCUCUUAAAAUUUUGAAACAGGAGGCAUAUUCUUUAAACAGUUUUUUAGAACAUAUUGAUAAUGAAUCAAAUACUACAUUGAAUAAAAAAUUAACAGAACAAAAAGAUUAUUUCGAAGAUCUCUUAAAGAUUCAAGAAAAAACUCUUCAAACACAGAUGGAAAAUCAGGAGACGUAUUGGAUAUCAGCGCUGUUACAUGAAUAUGAACGUCUGGAGAUACUUUAUCGUGAACGUUUACUAGAAGCAUUGAAAAAACAAGAAGAAGUCAAUGAAAAAAAGUUGAAAAAUGAACUUAUUCAACAGGCAAUUGAAUUACAAAGGCGUUGGAUGCGUGAGAUGAAAGCACGCGUUGAAGAACAGCGUGGAGGACGAUUAGGACAAUUAGAACAUCUUUAUAAACAUCUAAAGCACUUAGAAAUACUCUUUUCUCAAACAAAGAAUUUUUCUGAAAAUAUAAUCCAUAUUCAACGAUUACAAAUUGCAUUCCAAGCAUUACGAAGGACUAUUGAAGAUCCACAACAAAAACCAUUUACAAAAGAGCUUAAUGUCUUAAAAGAUUUAUGUAAAAAUGACGAAUUUAUACAGUUAGCGGUUGCAUCAAUUCAGCCUGAAUCUCAUCAACAGGGAAUUAUGAGUAAAACACAAUUAAUUCAUCGAUUUCAACAUCUUGCUCAAGAAAUUCAUAAGGUUAGUUUAUGUCCUGAUAAUACCGGUGUAUUAGGUUAUAUUUUCAGUCGAUUCUUGACUUUUUUUAUGUUUCAAAAAACUGCUUUUACUGAUGGUAAUCAUGUUCAUCAUAUUCUUGCACGUGCAGAAACACAUCUUAAAAAAAAUAAUCUAGAUGCUGCAACACGCGAACUUAAUCAGUUAACUGGUGUUCCAAGGAAACUUGCAAGAGAUUGGCUUAAAUAUGCUCGUCAAAAUUUAGAAGUUUUACAAGCACUUUAUAUGAUUGAAACAUAUACACUUUUGCAAUCUAUCUUAUUUGUAUGAAAUAUAAAACAUUUUCU